GUUGGUGUUUUGAGCCCAGGCAGUCGCUUUUCUCCUGGAAAAAAACUGCCUAAAGAAACUAAAUGUGCAGCCUGAUACCAACCCAUAUGCCCCCGUGUGCCGUUAUUGUUCCACUCGUGUUCAUUAAACCCACCACAAAGAGAGGAAGGUACAAUUUAUUGUCUUUUUGAGUUGUGCAGUGCAAAAAGGCUACGAUGCUAACUUAGCCUCACAAACGGAAAGAAAGACUUCUGUUAAACGUCGCAGUUCAGCCAAUCCAAACACACUGUAAGACACGUAUUUUUUAACGCGGCGAUGCUCAACAGUCGUCCUUAUCUACCAUAAGGUAGGUAGCAUCCUUUGUUCGCCGCCGGGACGCUGGCUUGUAUCGAUUAGUUGAGAGGAGGCAGCGGGGAGCAGCUGUGGGGGAAAUGGAUGAAAGUGGAGAGAAAGACGACGUCGUCAUUAUCGUGGAGAAUGAGGCCGAGAGUUUGCCCGCAGGAGAGGAGAGGCUGAAGCAGCAGGGCACUUUCGGGCUCAUGGACACUUGCCCGAUCUGUAAAUUGAGCUUCCACAACAGAGAGCCCAAACUGCUGCCGUGUCUCCACUCCUUCUGCAAGAGGUGUCUCCCUGCCCCCUUCAGAAAUGGCGAUCCCAGACGCGAGCCUCAAGUCCCAGGGGACAACAAACUCUUGGGGACGAUUCGAUGUCCUGAAUGCAGACAAGACUGCUGUGAGAUAGACGUGUUGGACAAUUUCUUUGUGAAAGACUCUGCGGAGAUGCCGAGCAGCACCGUGGAGAAAACCAGCCAGGUGUGUAUGAGCUGUGAGGACAACACAGAAGCAACGGGUUACUGUGUGGAGUGUGUGGAGUUUCUGUGCGUGACGUGCAUCGAGGCGCACCAAAGAGUCAAAUUCACCAGGGAUCACACCAUCCGCCAGAAGGAGGAGAUGUCGCCAGAAGCUUUAGGCAUAUCCACGCAGAAGCCCGUCUUUUGUGACAUCCACAAGCAGGAGCCCCUGAAGCUCUUCUGUGAGACGUGCGACCGGCUCACCUGCCGGGACUGUCAGCUCCUCAAGCACAAAGAUCAUAACUACCAGUUUUUGGAGGACGCGUACAGAAACCACAGGCAGUACCUGGAGACCAUGACGCAGCAGUUGCAGGAGAAAAGAAAAGCCAUCGAGGACGUGUCCAGCUGCAUCAACUCCGGACUGCAGCAAGUUGACGAAAAUCGGAAAUCCGUUACUAAUGAAAUCAAGAAAUCCAUCUGUAACUUGAUCAUGGAGAUCAACAGGAAGGGAAAGAUUCUGGUCAACCAGCUGGAGGCGUUGACUAAGGACCAUGAGUUGGGUCUGAAAAAGCAGCAGGAGGACGUCAACACUCUGAGCAGGCACCUGGAUCACGUCAUCAGCUUCACCAAGUGGGCCACGGCGAGCCAGAGCGGGACGGCCCUCCUGUACUGCAAGAGGCUGAUCCUUUACCAGAUCCACUACCUGAUGAGAGCGAGCUGCAAUCCCUCCAUCGUCCCGCAGAGCUCGGUUCGCUUUCAGUGCCGCUCGGGUUUCUGGGCCUCAAACGUAGACCUCGGGUCUCUGGUUGUAGAAAGAGGACCAGGAAGGCCCACCAUCGCCAACCAUCAGCCCGGUCCCAGAGUGGAGCUGCAAUCCGGGGGACUGUCCAUGUCGGCUCAGCAGCGACAGAGCACGCUGGCUCAGCUGCAGAUGCAGGUUGACAAGAUUUCUCAGCAUCCCCACAGGCAGCCGCACCCCAACCACUGGUCCUGGUACCAGAAUGUCAGGCUUCCCGGACCGCCCGGCCCUCCCGGACCCCCCGGACCGCCGCCCCCGACCCGGCCCAUCCACGGAGGAUCUUCCCCCUCUCAGGGCCCCCACGGCCUGGGCCAGCCGGGACGACGGUUUGGGAGUUCCCACCACAACCCUCGCAGCCCCUCCUCCAUGCUCCACAACAGCAGCCUCUCGUCAAAUCACACUCUGAGAGAUUUGAUCAAUACGUCCAGCUUCCCCCUCAAACCCAUCGAGGUGUCCCCGGGCGCCUCCCGCUUCCCGCAGCCUCUGACCACCAGCGCAGCCGCUCAGACGUCACUGCAGAGAUGCAUGCCGGAGCCGUCCUUCCUGAAGAGGAGCGAAGCUGGCGGCUCGGUGCCCUCCAUCACCAUCACCAUCCCCAAACCCAGCUUCGCCUCCAGCUCGGCCGCCUUGACCGCCAACAAAACCAGCUCGCUCAACCACGUGACCGUUCAAGGAAGGCAGAACUCCCCGAUGGCCAAGCCGUCGUCCACAGACAGGAGCACAGGGACGACUUCCUGGAAGCAGGUCACAGAGCCGUCUUCGGCUCCUGCAGCCAAGCGGCGACGGAGGGCCUCGCCGGGACCCAUUAUCGUUAUCAAAGACGAGCCGGAGGACGAAGAUGAAGUCCGCUUUGUGCAGUCCAGUGUCGGGUCCAGCUUGCCAGACAGCAGCACCGGCGCGCAGUCCAAACCACGGCAGCAGCAGAAGAGCCCGGCGCCCGACCCGGCGCCCGGAGCCGACCCCAAAGCCCCCCCGCAGCCUCAGCCCCCGUCGCAGCCGGAGUCCGAGAAGAGAGCGGAGCCGGAGGAGGACCCCAACGAGGACUGGUGCGCCGUGUGUCAGAACGGAGGAGAGCUGCUCUGCUGUGACAAGUGCCCCAAAGUCUUUCACCUGGCCUGCCACAUCCCCACCCUGAAUGAGUCCCCCAGCGGUGAGUGGUUCUGUUCAUUCUGCCGCGACCUGGAGUCUCCAGAGAUGGAAUACAGCUGCAGCAACAAGGACGUCCAGGUCUCCGAGACGUUCACCGCCGCUGACAGAAGGAAGUGCGAGAGACUGCUGCUCCGUCUCUUCUGUAAUGACUUCAGCACCGAAUUCCAGCAGGCUCCUGCUCCACUGGAGACCAGAAGGUAUAAAGAGCUGAUCAGGACGCCGAUGGAUUUAUCCAUAGUGAAGAAGAAGCUGGAGUCCAAGAUGGAGGACGGUGAAUUUUACAGCAGCACUGAGGGAUUUGUUGCCGAUGUCAGGCUUAUAUUUUCCAACUGUGCAAAGUACUACAAGUCAACCUCAGAAGUGGGGAGUGCUGGAUUGUACCUAGAAGACUAUUUUGAGGAGCAGCUGACGCUCAUCUACCCACGUCGGUUCUUCCCCGGAGGAAGGCAAGAACAGAUGAUCCCUCCUUUAGAGGACGAGAUCGACGAGGAAGAGAUGAUGGAGGAAGGUGCAGCUCCUGCUGUGGAGAAGCCGGAAAGCCCCGCGGAGAAGGGAAUCCCUCCGAUGGAGGAAGAUCUGGCCCCGAUGGAGGAAGCAACAGAGGAAGGAGCAAAAGAAGCAACGGACGAAGCCACAGAGAAAGAAACAGAGCCGGAAAAGGAGGAAAAGUUAGAGAAAGAAAAGGAGAUGGAGCCGAGUGAAAAGGACACGGAUGCUGUAGCGCCGGCUGCAGAUGGAGACAGUCCUCCUGCAGAGGAGGUGAAGGAGGAGGAGGAGGAGGAGAAAACUGCUCCAACACAGACAGAGAUUCCCGCAGAUCCCGAACCCUGCAAGACGGAAGACCCCGAAGCUCCAGAGUCUCCGAAAGAGGAGAGUCCUCCUCAGCCCUCUCAAGACGAGACUGAAAGUCCAGCGGAAACGGAGAAGGAGAAUGUCUCUGCUGCAGACACAGCCAAAGAGGAGGCAUGAAUUGACGAGGAAGAAAAGCUGGAGACAAGCGAAAUGAUAGUCUUCCUAGAUUAGCAACAAUCAGAUGACUUUUGUACUAUUAUUUGCAAUAGGAAAUGAAGCUUUCUGCCGAACUAAAUAGACUUUAGUAGCAGUUACGCUGUAGAUGCACAACAAAAGGGAGGAAAUAAGCUCCACUCCUAUACAGUCCCACGAGUUAUUUUCUGUGACUGGCACUCAAAAAGCACAUAAACUAUACUAUUCUCUCCUGCUUAUAUUAUCCCCCCUCCUCCUUUAUCACUUGUAAAUAGGACACCUAUGAACUGAGAGCACCUCACGCUGCAGUCGAACAGCAAAAAGGAACUUUGGAUUAGUGCAUGUCUUUACAUAAACAAUGAUAAUGCCUCCAGUGUGUGGUUAUAGACCUUAGUUGAGUUUUAUGAGCCAUUUUUUGCUCAUAUAUGCAGAGAUUGUUUUGUUGCAAUAGUAUAUUUUUCAUUAUUUUAGUAUGCUCUUGAUGCUUUGUAUGCACUCUGUAUGGCUAUGUGCUGUAGUCUGUACAGAAGGAAGUGCCGCGUAUAAUCGGUGCAACGGUUGUCUUUAUUUAUUAACCGUUUUCAGCUCUUCUCCCCCGAAAUCCCAGCAAUGUUUUGUGACAGAGCAACCUUCAUAAUUUAUUGACUUUAUUGUAAUCUGGCCUUGAUGAUUCAGAGACACCAUAAUCAACAGGUGUCCUUCAACGUGCAGUCUGAUUUUCACAUUGGGAUGACAGAAUAUAGAGGAUUACACACAUUUGGGGAAACUUCCCAGAGCUUUUUUUCUUUUAAAUUAGAAAGUCUUGAAGGAAUCAAGCUGACACGAGCAUUACUGUUGUCACCUCAUAACCAAUCAGACUGUAAAUGAACCCCAACAAUGCUGCUGCUCUGAAAAAUGCCUGGGUUUCCAAUGUUUGUAAUAAAUUUAAUUAUGUCUGA
This is a messenger RNA of Salarias fasciatus (jewelled blenny), 4639 nucleotides long. Its product is annotated as transcription intermediary factor 1-alpha-like. Gene Ontology annotation, molecular function: protein binding; zinc ion binding. The transcript is spliced from 19 exons. The record is from RefSeq and is a predicted model, not a curated record. The coding region runs from base 411 to 3686 and encodes 1091 amino acids. Gene Ontology annotation, cellular component: chromatin. NCBI's taxonomy places the organism in Eukaryota, Metazoa, Chordata, Actinopteri, Blenniiformes, Blenniidae.